This is a messenger RNA of Lachancea mirantina, 1083 nucleotides long. Lineage: Eukaryota; Fungi; Ascomycota; Saccharomycetes; Saccharomycetales; Saccharomycetaceae. The record is from the annotation of a GenBank genome assembly.
AUGGGUAUUCCAGUGACCCUUCUCGAAGACGACAAUGUACACGAGGCUAUUGCAGAGGUGGAGUCAAGGAAUCGGUCUAAUGGCGAUGGGGCAGAGGAGCCAGGACGUGAAAACUGGCACUUGGUCAAAGAUAUUCCAUCACAAUUGGGUUUGCGCGCAGAUAGCGCGUGGUCCGCGAUGAAGGACAGGAAGAGCGCCGGUGGUGCUUUCUGGGCCCUUUGGCUUGACGAUGGGUCGCGCGUGUGCGUCGUGGAUGCACAUGGACGCGUCAGAGAGACCUCUGUGUCGUUUGACGCCAAGAUCACUAGUCUGGACAUCCGUAACGAGAACACGGCGGUUUUCCUGCUGGAAACCGGGAUCUGUGGCACCUGGGACCUGAAUUCUGGUCACACGAGGUUCUGCGACGGUGUACAGCAGUUUGAUGCUCACCACCGCACGGAGGCGUUCGUGUGGGCAGGACAGCAGCAGGCAAGAAAUAGCGGAAGAGGCUUAACGCACGUGACGCUGAGCACCGCGCGAGCUCGCUAUGCAAUCACAACGUCCUAUUCAAAUUCUGCCGUAUGGGCCGACGUUCGAGUCCUCCGGGAGCCAGUAUGCGCGGCUAUGGGUGACGAUGGCGACUUGUUGGCGACCAGCGACGGGCAGGGCGUUGACAUCCACCAUUUGUCGCGGGGCACACAGACAUCCGUGGUGGGCCUCGCGCUAGCUGAAAACGAGCGCGUUUGGAGACUUGGAAUCAAGCCCGACUGUCAAACAGUAAUAAUAGCCACGACGUACAGAUUGUUAUCACACAAACUUGGUUCCGGCGGGGUGUCUUUGAUUUGCGAGGCCCGCGAGGGAUCUUGUUUUGAUAUCGAUUCCGAAGGCGGGAUUUUAGUCGAACGGAGACAUCUGUACGGUACACAUAUUGCGUACUACACUUUUUGCGAGGAUUCUCUUUGCUGGUCUUCUGUGGGCUACACGGAUGUACGAGCUCAAUUUGGAAUCCGGAAAAUCGAUAAAAUGAUCGCGAUGGGCGAGGACAAGAUCUGCGUUCUUUCUGAAUUAGGUACUUGGACGGUGCUAUCCGUAGUGCGGCGGUGA